Messenger RNA from Telopea speciosissima, 1238 nucleotides. Its product is annotated as J protein JJJ2-like. The record is from RefSeq and is a predicted model, not a curated record. Bases 1 to 1095 code for a protein of 364 amino acids. NCBI's taxonomy places the organism in Eukaryota, Viridiplantae, Streptophyta, Magnoliopsida, Proteales, Proteaceae. The transcript has 10 exons.
AUGCUUCGGCGAGAGAAGUCUGAAGCAUUGGCAGAGAAGGGGGCUUCAUCUCCUUCCUUUAUUGGCCCUGAAAUGCCAUCUUCUGAGUUACUAUCUGCAGCUGCCAAAUUAACAGAAGCUGAGGCUGUGCUGAGGGAUGCUGAGUGUGAGAAUGACGGUAGCUUGUUUAUAGACCCGCCACCUCCUGUUGUGGUUGCUGAAGCUGCAUCAACAAAUGAGGCAGAAAGCUUGGAGGAGGUGACAAGAAUUUUUGUAGCUGAGGAUGAUACUCCGUAUGAUGUGCUUGGAGUGAACUUGAAUAUGUCGACUGAUAACAUGAAGAAAAGAUUCUGGAAGCUAUCCUUAUUGGUUCACCCAGACAAAUGUUGUCAUCCACAAGCCCAUCAAGCAUUCGUCAAGAUAAACAGGGUGUUUAAAGAUUUGCAAGAUCCAGAUAAGCGAAAAGUGAUUGAUGACAAAAUCAGACUGAAGGAGGAGCAGGAGGCGUUCAAGGCAGAGUUAAAAGCACGUCGUGAGGCUGCACAAUGGCGAAGAUUGCAAGGUAUAUCGAUGCCAGGUGAUGAUGAGCUUCUAGAAGUAACCAAACUACCCCAGAAAAGAGAGGAGUGGAUGACAACAUUGCCACCUGAAAGGAAGCCAGGUAUGACUAUGCACUCAACAUCAUUUUUUAGUAAGACUUUUAAAGAAGGACGUGGUGAUACCAGUGUUUGGACCGAUACUCCAACGGACGAGGCCCAGCAAGCAAAAAUGAAUUACUUAGAGGCUUAUAAUAAGGCUGCUGCACUCGCAUCAAAUGAAGAGGAAAAGAAAAGGAAAAGUUCGAAUGCAGACUUGGUGGACAAAUACAAUCAGUCCAAACGCUCAAAGUCACUGGUACAGAAGCACCAAGAAGAGGCAGCCAGUAGUCGUUCCAGGAAAAAGAUCAAGCAGCAAAUGGAUAAAGAAGAUUGGGUGGGAAAGCACCCAUGGAAGCCCUGGUAUCGUGAGAAUGAUCUAACAGCUGGUAGACAAAAGGUUAAUUCAGAUUCAGAAAGCAUGAUGCAGGAUUUGUCUUCCCGGUUUUCAUCAGGAACCGUACAAAGAACUUUCCUUUAGGUUAUGUGGCAGGUUGUCUUGUAGGUUGAACUUAAAAUGUAUAUAUCACAUGAGUUCAAGUUGUUUGUGAUGAAAAUCAAAAGGAAGUAGGAUGCUCGAGUUCAGCACCAAGAGAAUGAAAAGUUAACGAGAAGAAAAGUUGU